CAGCCGUCGUGAUUUGACGUAUCUGAGUUUAAAUAAAAAUAAUUUAUAAUGUGGAAGUUUUAUUACAUAGUUUCGUUCUUUGGAGCGGUCAUAUGUCUUAACGUGCCUCCCACCAGUGUUGCUCCGACGAUCACACUUAAGGAUGGAAUCUCUAUGCCUGCAUUCGGCUUGGGGACCUGGCUUGGUUUUGACGGAAAGGGUGGUGUUCAAAUGGUAACGACUGACGACGUUGAGAAAGCAGUUGAAGAAGCCAUCGAUCUUGGAUACAGGCACAUUGACACAGCGUAUAUAUACUUCACUGAGGAACAGGUGGGAAGAGCUGUAAACAACAAGAUUAAAAGUGGUGUCGUGAAAAGGGAAGAUGUUUUCAUCACAACUAAGCUGUGGAACGACAAACACGCCCGCCAGGAUGUGGUACCAUCGCUUCGGGAAUCGCUCGCUAAGCUCAACUUGGAGUACGUCGAUCUGUAUCUAGUCCACUGGCCCAUAUCCACAUAUUCCAAUAAUACAGUCAACGAAAUAGACUACAUCGAGACCUGGCAGGGUAUGAUCGAGGCCAAGAAAUUGGGCCUCGCUCGAUCCAUCGGCGUCUGCAACUUCAACAUCCAACAGCUGGAGAGGCUGAUCAACAGUAGCGAUGUUACUCCCGCCGUCCUCCAAGUUGAGGUCAAUCUGAACCUCCAACAAGAAAAACUGAGGCAGUUCGCUCGUGAGCACGGUAUAGCGGUGAUGGGGUACACGCCAUUUGGUUCGUUGUUCCCGAGUAAAGCAACUCCGCAGUCGCCGCCGCCGCGCUUUGACGACCCCGAGCUCGUCAAACUCGCAGACCGAUACGGAAAGACAGUACCGCAAAUUGUAUUAAGAUAUCUAUUCGAGCUUGGCGUUGUACCAAUCCCAAAAUCAGUGAAGAAGGAACGUUUGAGGGAGAAUUUAGAUAUCUUCGACUUUGAACUGAAACCAGAAGACAAGGUUCUUCUUAAGAGUUACGACAAGAACUACAGAACGAUAGACCUAAAAUCUCUGUGGUCUACGUCUAAAUUCUAUCCAUUUGAACUUGACGCAUAAUUAAAUAUUACACCUAACAUUUUUAUACCACAUCAAUAUUAUCUUUGAUAUAUUAAAAUCAAAUAAAUUACAUUCUCAAUAAUAACUGAAAUAAAGUAACUGUGUUAUUAAUCAAACUUUUUUUGGGACUUGCUUUGAUAAAAUAUAAUUGAAUUUGUUAAAUAAUUUAACAUUUAUAGUUAAAUGAAUAAAACAACCUUGCUUCUGUUUACCGUGUUAGCUACUAGAUGGCGCGCGAUCUCUCUUUUUCAUAACAAAACUAUAAAUAAUUAUGAAAACUCGGUUAUAAGCCAAAAAAUUGAUAUACCUGUUUAAUUCAUAGAUAAGCAGUAUGUAUUAUGUAAUAUAUUAAUGGACAUGACAUUCUUAUACUGAAUACAUGACGUAAAUAUAUAUUAGUAUA
Vanessa atalanta (red admiral) is the source of this 1468-nucleotide messenger RNA. Its product is annotated as aldo-keto reductase AKR2E4-like. Gene Ontology annotation, molecular function: aldose reductase (NADPH) activity. Gene Ontology annotation, cellular component: cytosol. NCBI's taxonomy places the organism in Eukaryota, Metazoa, Arthropoda, Insecta, Lepidoptera, Nymphalidae. The record is from RefSeq and is a predicted model, not a curated record. The transcript has 8 exons. The coding region runs from base 49 to 1065 and encodes 338 amino acids.